UUUCUCUGGGUCCUUGCUGCUGAUGCACUGUGACUGGCUGACUUCCUGCUCCUGACACCAGGUCUCCUGUGCCCCGGUGGAAAUAUAUCUUCAAACUAAAAUGGCCACUCACGGGGAGGCCUCCGAGGAGCGGAUUUCCGAGAUUGAUUAUGAGUUUCUCCCUGAGCUCUCUGCUCUUCUCGGUGUGGAUGCAGUCCAGCUCGCAAAGAGUCAAGAAGAAGAAGAGCAUCAGGAACGACUGAAAAUGAAGACAGGUUUUAACUCGCACAUGCGCAGUGAGGCCAAGAGAUUAAAGACUUUCGUGACCUAUGACACGUUCAGAUCAUGGACGCCACAGGACAUGGCAGCCUCUGGGUUUUACUUUACCGGGGUGAAACUUGGGGUUCAGUGCUUCUGCUGCAGCCUAAUCCUCUUUGGUACCAGCCUAAGGAAAACUCCCAUAGAAAGCCACAGGAGAUUCCGUCCAGGAUGCGAGUUCCUUUUGGGCAAAGACAUCGGUAACAUCGGCAAGUAUGACAUCAGGGUGAAGAGUCCUGAGAAGCUGAGAGGUGGCAAAGCAAGGUACCAAGAAGAGGAGGCCAGACUGGAGUCCUUUGAGAACUGGCCGUUUUAUGCCCAUGGGACAUCGCCCCGUGUGCUCUCAGCAGCUGGCUUUGUCUUUACAGGUAACUGGAUUCUAUCUUCUGAGGUGUUUCUCUGUCUCUUUCUCCAAAACCUGAAGUCCUCUGCAGAAGUGAUUCCUGACCUUCAGAGCCACGGCACACUUCCAGAGGUCACGGACACCACAGGUGAAAGCAAUCAUGACGAUCCAGUGGCUGUUCACUCUAUGGUGGCCGACCUGGCUCAGAGUGCAGCCCAGUGGUUUCAAGAGGCAAAGAGUCUGAGUGAGCAGCUGAGAGGAGCCUACACCAAGGCCACUUUCCGCCACAUCAAUCUGCCAGAGGUGUGUUCCGGCCUCGGCACUGACCACUUGCUUGGUUGUGACCUGUCCAUGGUUUCAAAGCACAUCAGCAGGCCAGUGCAAGAGGCCUUGAUGCUUCCUGAGGUCCUCAGCAAUCUCAACUCCGUCAUGUGUGUGGAGGGGGAAACUGGCAGUGGGAAGACAACCUUCCUGAAGAAAACAGCUUUUCUCUGGGCAUCAGGAUGCUGUCCCCUGCUGAACAGGUUCCAGUUGGUCUUCUACAUCUCCCUUGGUUCCACCAGACCAGACCAGGGGCUGGCUGACAUCAUCUGUGCCCAACUCCUAGAGGCAGGAGGAUGCAUUAGUGAAGUGUGCCUGAGCAUCAUCAUCCAGCAGUUAAAGCACCAGGUGCUGUUCCUGUUGGAUGACUAUCAUGGGAUGGACUCACUGCCCCAAGCCAUAAAAACCCUGAUUACAAGAAACUACUUGACCCGAACCUGCUUAUUGAUCACUGUCCAUACAAACAGGGCCAGGAACAUCCGCCCAUAUCUAGAUACAAUUCUAGAGAUCAAAGAGUUUCCCUUCUAUAACACCAUCUCUGUAUUACAGAAAUUAUUCUUCCACAAUAUUUCACAUCUGCAAGAGUUUAUAGUUUACUUUGGAAAGAAUAUAGAUUUACAGGGAAUUAACAAAACUCCUCUCUUUAUGGCAGCAGUCUGUACUGCCUGGUUUCAAAAUCCUUCUGACCAGUCCUUUCAUGAUGUGGCAGCUUUCAAGUCCUAUAUGAAAUACCUUUCCUUAAAACACAAGGCUACACCUGAGCCUCUCAAGGCCACUGUGUCCUCAUGUGGCCAGCUGGCUUUGAGAGGUCUUUUUUCAUUUUGCUUUGAGUUCAGUAGUGAUGACCUCACAGAAGCAGGCGUUGAUGAAGAUGAAGAUCUGACCACCUGCUUGAUGAGCAAAUUCUCUGCCCAGAGACUGAGACCUGUCUAUCGGUUCUUAAGUCCUUUGUUCCAAGAAUUUCUUGCUGCCCUGAGGCUGACUGAGCUCCUGGGUUCAGAAAGGCAGGAAGACCAUGAUCUGGGACUUGGUUAUUUGAGACAAAUUAACUCACCCUUGAAGGCUGUGGGUACCUACAGCAAUUUUUUGAAGUAUGUCUGUAGCCAUCCUUCAUCAAAGGCAGGGCCAAAAAUUGUAUCUCAUUUGCUUCAGUUGGUGAAUGAUAAAGAGCUGCUGGAGAACAUGUCUGAAAAUGAGGAUUAUGUGAAGCUCCAUCCAGAAACUUCCCUGUGGAUGCAGUUUGUUAGGGGGUUGUGGCAGGUAUUUCCUGAAGCUUUCUCUUCAUUUGUUUCAGAACAUCUAUUGAGCAUUGCUCUCAACUUUGCUUAUGAAAGCAACGCGGUGGCUGUAUGUUCUCCAUUUAUUUUUCAAUUCCUUCAAGGGAGAACACUGGCUUUGAAAGUACUGAAUUCACAGUACUUUGGGGACCACCCAGAAAAUCUGCAACUGUUGAAGAGUGUAAAAGUCUCCAUAAAUGGAAAUAAAAUGCAACCCAGAGCAGGUUUCUCAGUCAUAGAAAAAUGUUUUGAAACAUUACAACGACCAACCAUAGAUGAGGACUAUGCAUCUGCCUUUGAACAUAUGAAGGAAUGGGAGAACAAUUUGGCUGAAAAUGAAGAUAAAGUGAGAAAUUUUAUGAAUAACCGACUCCAGCAUCCACCCAACAUCAGUGCUGGCUACUGGAAACUGUCUCCCAAGCCGUACAAGAUCCCUAGGCUGGAAGUUAGAGUGGCCAGCAUGGGUCCAGCAGACCCAGCACUGCUCCGGGUCCUAAUGGAAGUCUUCUCAGCAUCACAGAAUAUCGAGCUCCAUUUGAACUACAGCAGUGGCUUUCUUGAAAGCAUCCGCCCAGCUCUGGAGAUGAAUAAGACCUCUGUCACCAAGUGCUCCAUGUGCAGACUGGA
Molecule: messenger RNA, 2865 nt
Organism: Peromyscus maniculatus bairdii (prairie deer mouse)
Lineage: Eukaryota; Metazoa; Chordata; Mammalia; Rodentia; Cricetidae
Source: RefSeq, a predicted model, not a curated record